AAGCAGUCAAGUCAAAGUCAAAAACUAAAUGAUAAAUUUAGCAAGGUCGUUUGGAUUGGAUUUAGCUAUUUAACGGUACUGGUCUGUGUUUAAAACAAAAAGUACUUACACUGAUAUUCUUCUACAUUAUCUUCUUUCUUGCGUCUACUUGGUUCAGACAUUUUAACAAUUUCGAAACCGUAUAAUUGUUGCCGAAAAUUUAUAAGUGCAUAAUAAUGCCGAAACUACCAAAAAACUGACUGAUACAUGAAAUUUGCGUUUGAACUUGCUGGCGUGACACAUACGACUUUAAAUAAAUUUGGGAACCGGCCAGUUCUAUUGUCAUGACUUCUUCACAAACACAAGACGAAUGUCAGAGUAAUGACCCAAAUAACGUGCUGUCUAUCGCAGUGGAAUCUGCCCGUUUUCCGGUGGAUAGCUCGAUGCGGAUAGUAUUUACUGGAUAUUACAAUGGAUUUAAUGUCGAGGUGAGAUCGCCAGAUGAAAUGGCUCUGCUGUAUCACAUGGGGUGUUUUGGCAAGGGCUCCGUUUCGCGUUCCAAGCCAAGAGCAGCUCAUAGUGCUUAUAGCCUAAUUAUGCGCAAACGGCAGUUUCUCAAACGGAACUAUUGGUAUAAAAAGUUUGCUGAUAACCAUGGGAAAUCUGUUGUAGACAAAUUAUUAACAGACAUGGAUGGGUUGAUCAGUAAGAUAAAGCAUGACAGCCGAAAAAUUGGCAAUAAAGAUGUAAUAGACUUGGUGUCUAGUGAUGAUAGUAAUAGUGCUAGUAAUGAUGCUUUGGACAGUGAGCAGGGCCAUUUUGAUAACUUUGAGCCACAUAGUGACCAAGAAUUGGUUGCUAUUGUUCCAGACAGUGAUACCGAAGAGGGUAAUUAUAUUGAAAAUCUAAAACCAAAAUGCUGCAUAAAUAAUAUAAAGCUUCAAGAAAAGCUAAUGCUGAGUUUGGAAGAGGCUUUUUUCCUUUCUUAUGGUCUUGGUUGUUUACAAGUUAUAGGUAGUGGUAAUAAGAUGCUCACAAUAGAGCAAUGCUGGAAUUUGUUCACAAAUAUGGAUAAGAAGUUUGUCCCCAAAUAUGUUGUUUAUCAUUACUUCAGAUCUAAGGGUUACAUUGUCAAAUCAGGAAUCAAAUUUGGUGGAGACUAUGUGUUGUACAGAGAGGGUCCUGGAGUAAUGCAUUCUGAUUACAUAAUAGUAGUAAAAUGCAAAAAAGACCAAUUUGAUUUUGUGUCAGUUCUUGGGCAUGUGAGAAUGGCCACUACUACUACAAAGGAAGUAUUGAUUGCAGAAGUUGAUGAGCCCAGUGCAUAUCCAGAAAAUAUGCCAGAAGGAUUAAGGGAGUACAGUGUGCGGGAAAUACAUCUUACUAGGAACAUUCCAAUAAUAGUAAAUGAUGAAAUUGAUUAAUACAUUUGGUAUCUUACAAAUAAAAUAUGAUUAAGCCCUU
Molecule: messenger RNA, 1443 nt
Organism: Cydia strobilella
Lineage: Eukaryota; Metazoa; Arthropoda; Insecta; Lepidoptera; Tortricidae
Gene: Tsen2
Product: tRNA-splicing endonuclease subunit Sen2
Exons: 3
Coding region: 324-1403 (359 amino acids)
Biological process (GO): tRNA-type intron splice site recognition and cleavage; tRNA splicing, via endonucleolytic cleavage and ligation
Cellular component (GO): tRNA-intron endonuclease complex
Molecular function (GO): tRNA-intron lyase activity; nucleic acid binding
Source: RefSeq, a predicted model, not a curated record